Molecule: messenger RNA, 1521 nt
Organism: Durotheca rogersii
Lineage: Eukaryota; Fungi; Ascomycota; Sordariomycetes; Xylariales; Xylariaceae
Exons: 6
Coding region: 1-1521 (506 amino acids)
Cellular component (GO): nucleus
Molecular function (GO): nucleic acid binding
Source: RefSeq, a predicted model, not a curated record
AUGGCCCAUUAUACUGAUACCGCAGACGAGAUUCUGAAGAACUUGCGCUUUGCGAUGCGUGCUCGCUCGCCGGGGGAUCCUAGCAUCACCACGGACGAUCCUGCAGACCAUGAGCAUCUGCCCCAGCCUACCCAGUUCAUGCCGGGUAACGUCCUCCAAACAUCGCGGCACCGUGCCUCUGCUUCUUUUAUUCAUCUAUCCGCAGGCGAGCAGGCGGAAGAUGGCACAGCUUUCUGUCCCUUCAAGCUUAUCCGGUCAUAUCCUCAUAGCCUAACCAACCAGAACGAUCGGAAACGUGUGGCAGACGUCUUCAAGGCUACCUUGUUUGAGGAUCGUUUUUGGGACUUCUUUUACCUGCCAGACCCAAGCCCAAACUGCAGAGAUCCUCUUCUGUUGGUUCCCACGAUGCAGUUUGAGGAAUACCUUGGUGUCGUAAAUUCCCAGCUGGACAUGAACCUUCCCAUUCUGGAAAGUGAAGCGAGCAAGAAGUUCGUUCUCACGUUCGGCGAAAGCGGGACGCCCGCCCCCCGUUUCCUAGGAAGAGCCGACAGUGAUAAUGCCCUCGGAGCUCUAAAGCCACAAGCCCACAAGCUUCCCAGAGACAAUCUCGGCAGCCUUAGCGACAAAGAUCUCUUAUAUUUUAGGGACAAGAUGGAUGUGAUAUACCAUUCUACCAGAUCGAAGAAUAAGAAUAAGAACUCCGAAAUGGCUAGACUGAGGAGAAUUGAGCGCCAGAAGGACUGCAGCAGAAUGGUCAAGCGGGUGCAACGAUAUCUCGGGUUUCGUGGCCGCGUCGGCGGGGGCGGGGCGGUACCGCUCGGGUCCGUACGAUUUGUCUGUGUCGAUAUCGAGGCAUGGGAGAAAGUACCGAGCAUUGUUACGGAAGUGGGCUUCGCGACUCUCGACACUCGGGACAUUAUAGAUACUCCCCCGCUUGGUCGGGGUGGGCAGGGCUGGUUUCCACUCAUGAACUGUUAUCACUUCAUCAUUCACGAACAUAGAGAUAAGGUUAACUACCGAUACGUCAAAGGAUGUCCCGACUCGUUUGACUUUGGCGAUUCUGAAGUAGUUUCCUUGAGCAACAUUAGGGAAGCCAUCCAGAAGAUCAUCGGGGAUCCUGGAUCGGGGCAAGAGCGACCCGUUGUCAUGGUUGGACACGGCCUUGGCAAUGACCUCAAGUACCUCAAGAAGGUCGGAUACGAUAUCCGGCGUGUGAGUCAUCUCUCAGACGAGGUCGACACUCAGUCGAUGUUUCAACGCCUAGAAAAAUCACACAAUGGGCGUGGCCUCGCAAGUGUCUGUGAAGAACUAGGCAUACCCGGCAGGAACUUCCAUAACGCGGGCAACGAUGCGGUCUAUACGUUGCGUGCUAUGGUCGCUAUGGCGGUUAGGAUGAUCACCCAGGGUCCGGGGAUACAGGAGAGCAUGGAUGAUGAUCGCGGCGACGAUGACGAGUGGAGCGACGGCGAAAUGGACGACGGAGGCGAGCCCAGGAUAUCGACAACGGCCUCUUCGCACUAA